This is a messenger RNA of Schistosoma turkestanicum, 929 nucleotides long. The record is from the annotation of a GenBank genome assembly. NCBI's taxonomy places the organism in Eukaryota, Metazoa, Platyhelminthes, Trematoda, Strigeidida, Schistosomatidae.
UAUGCUACCAGACUUUACGUUGACACUCACGCUAUAUACUACUUAUAAGUAGUUCGCACCACAGCACCACACUCGUCCCCCCUUUUAAUCAGCUGUCGUCGUAGUCCUUCAAAACAGAGCCCCUGGUCAGUUAAUAUCACCUUCCGUAUUCCGUGACACGCUACAAUAUGCCGGUCAUCGUUCUUGAUCACUGGUCUGGAAUGGAUACGGCAUCUAUCCAACGUGUAGCGUUUACAAGUUCCCGAUGCUGGAACACGGCGGCAGGCACACACUCGACAAACUGCGACGCCAAAGACUGUGCCCCGCCCACUCCUCACGGCGCAAUCCGGUGAGCUCCACAGCAAGCACCAACAGGUCACCAUCGGCCGACAGCCGCGCCAACCGGAACCUCUGCGGCGCCUCCUCCCUGUCCGCUGGGCUGUCGAACUCCAUUAUCAGCCGCCCGGUGACCGUCUUCCACGCCGUCUCCUCGGUGGCACCGUCCAGGCUGUCGUGUACCGCCUUCGCCUCACCUCCCCGCAGCGUCCCCAGCACCGUCAACUCCGCCUCAGGCCCCCACCGGCUCCACCGUGGCCCCAAACUCCCCCAGGAAGCUCCGCCUAUCUCCGUCCUGCAACUCCUUCGGCCACGGGAGCCCCUUCCUCCGAGCAGGCAGCGACACCAAAUGUAGUGAAUGAGAACACAGGUGGGGGCAACCGAAUUGUAUUUAACGAAAAUUACAGAGUUAGUCAGUAAAAUAGGAAAACCAUAUCGUAAAUCGUUCAUUUGCAAAAGAUCAGUUCAUACUAUGGAACUGGACUGUUCCUGUUGCCAAACAUCAAUCCAUUGUCACUCUUCAUGCGUUUCAUACAAAUUCCAUUGUUUUCUGACUCUUCCUUUCUUGAUCUUCCCCCCAUAUUAUGCUACCAGACUUUACGUUGACACUCACG